This is a messenger RNA of Vidua chalybeata, 2035 nucleotides long. It is a transcript of the gene ARK2C, whose product is annotated as arkadia (RNF111) C-terminal like ring finger ubiquitin ligase 2C. Gene Ontology annotation, molecular function: zinc ion binding; ubiquitin protein ligase activity. The transcript has 10 exons. The coding region runs from base 1 to 1185 and encodes 394 amino acids. The record is from RefSeq and is a predicted model, not a curated record. NCBI's taxonomy places the organism in Eukaryota, Metazoa, Chordata, Aves, Passeriformes, Viduidae. Gene Ontology annotation, biological process: motor neuron axon guidance; positive regulation of BMP signaling pathway.
AUGGCACAGCAGCGAGCAGCCGAGCAGUUCCUGAAGGGAACCUACAGGAAAGAUGGGGCAAGAGCCUGGUGUGACAGGACGAGAGGGAAUGGCUUCAGAUUGAAAAAAAGUGCUCCCUUUCAAAGGUCUCAGCAUCCCCAUGCUACCUCCUGCCGGCAUUUCCACCUGGGUCCCCAGCCUCAGCUCUCGGCCGACUUCGCCCUGCCUCACGCGGUGCAGCCGCAGCCGGGGCUGGCUCCCCACAUGGCCCCCGCGCACCAGCACAGCGGCGCCCUGCACCAGCCCCUGGCGCCGGUGCCCGCCCUGCCCUUCCAGGACGUCGCCGGGCCCUCCUUCCUACCUCAGGCGCUACACCAGCAAUACCUCCUCCAGCAGCAGCUCCUCGAGGCGCAGCACCGCCGGCUCAUGCCCCAUCCCAGGCGGGCCCAAGAGCGCAUGUCUGUCCAGCCUCACCGCCUACACCCCAGCUUCGACUUCAGCCACCAACUGCAGACUCCACAACCCAUGGGCCCCCAGCCCAGGUAUUUGGCAGAGGGCACGGACUGGGACCUCAGCGUCGACGCGGGGCUGACUCACGCCCAGUUCCAGGUCCGGCCGGUGCCCCAGCCCUAUCAGCAUUACUUGGCUACACCUCGGAUGCACCACUUCCCCAGAAGCACAUCCUCAACCCAGGUGGUUGUUCAUGAAAUCAGAAAUUACCCUUACCCUCAGCUUCAGCUGCUUGCUCUUCAGGGACUGAACCCAAGCAGGCACACAUCCGCUGUGCGGGAGAGCUAUGAAGAGCUGCUGCAGCUGGAGGACAGGCUGGGCAGCGUGAGCCGGGGCGCCGUCCAGAACACCAUCGAGAGAUUCACCUUCCCCCACAAGUACAAGAAGGCUAGGAAGCUGCGGGCCAAAUUUUCAAAAGGGUCUCAACCUUCUCCCACCCAGCGGGUGCAAUUUCCCCCCUGUCCGCACCUGAGAAGACCACAGGAAGGCAAAGCUGAGCAAGACGAUGGCGAGGAGUCAGAUACCGACGAGAAAUGCACAAUCUGUCUGUCCAUGCUUGAAGAUGGAGAGGACGUCAGGCGGUUGCCCUGUAUGCAUCUCUUUCACCAAGUGUGCGUGGACCAGUGGCUGGCCACCAGCAAGAAGUGCCCGAUCUGCAGGGUGGACAUUGAAACACAGCUCGGCUCGGACAGCUGAAAAGACUAGCUGGACACACCAUUUUCCUUACCAGGUCGUAUGGCCAUAAACCCUUGCAGCGAAAUUUUUUGCCUUCUGAGCCAUUUGAUUGAGAGGGGAAGUCUGCAGGCACGGUAGUGAGGAGGAGGAGGAGGUGAUACAAUAUCUAGCAGUAGGAGAUGUUGCACAUAUACGCAGGAUACAGGCCCAGUGAAAGGGAGCUGGCAUUCCCGGAGCUCAGAGACCCCGUGCUGCAGAAGAUUUUAGUGUUGAAUAUGAAGGAACUAGUUGUGGUAGUCCGGCCUGUCAAUCCUGCUUUUCAUGGGGAUUGUAUAUAUACCUCUCAAAUAUGUAGAAACAUGUUAGGGGUCCUUUAGCUAUUUCUAUGGAUGGCAGCUGGAGCAUGUUAGCUUAAGAAAUGUUGUGUUUGAUGCCCUACUCAUCUUGUGGUGGACAUGUUGCUGUUACCUAAUUUGCACCAAAUAUUUUUUCAUAGAUUCCUUAUUUUGGUGCCUGAUUAAUACAUUGCAGAGGGGGAAAUAAAGAGGUCAAACAUCUCCAUCCUUGGGGUGGGGGAAAGAGGAGGAAAAGCAAAAUCCUGUUUACAGUCAGAAGGGUUUGUGCUCUUUGCCUCAGCCGCGUGUGCUUCUUUCCCUUGCAUUUACAGUGUGUUGCAAAUUUAGAGAAGCUUAAUAAAAAUAAAAAUUGGGGAUAAAAUGAACGAAGCAAUAGGGAAAAGCUUCGUUCCUGCUUGUCUGCUGGUGCUGGACACUUUCUGUAGCGGCACAGUAUUUGAGUAGAUGCUGUUUCUUUGCUUUCUGUAUUUUAACAAAGUAGCUUGUCAUAUCAAAAUCCAAGGAAGUUCUGUCUA